AUUAGUAGCUGCUUGGCGUGCGCAGUGUGCUUUUCCGGUCCGCUGGCGUGGUGGAGACUAGGAGCGAAGCCGCUGCUACCAUGAGCGUACCGGCUUUCAUCGAUAUCACUGAAGAGGAUCAGGCUGCAGAACUUAGGGCUUACUUGAAAUCUAAGGGAGCUGAGAUCUCUGAAGAGAAUUCUGAAGGAGGACUUCACAUUGACUUGGCUCAAAUAAUUGAAGCCUGUGAUGUGUGCCUAAAGGAAGAUGAUAAAGAUGUUGAAAGUGUGAUGAACAGUGUAGUAUCUCUGCUACUUAUUCUGGAACCUGACAAGCAAGAGGCUUUGAUUGAAAGCCUAUGUGAGAAAUUGGUCAAAUUUCGGGAAGGUGAACGGCCAUCUCUUAGACUGCAGCUGCUGAGUAAUCUCUUCCAUGGCAUGGAUAAGAAUACCCCUGCCAGGUAUACAGUCUACUGCAGUCUCAUUAAAGUAGCAUCCGCCUGUGGUGCCAUACAGUACAUUCCAACUGAAUUGGAGCAGGUUCGAAAAUGGAUUUCAGAUUGGAACCUUAACACAGAAAAAAAACAUACUCUUCUUCGCUUGUUAUAUGAUGUGCUAGUGGACUGCAAAAAGAGUGACAGUUCAGCAAAAAUAAUGGUAGAGUUGCUGGGAAGUUACACAGAGGACAAUGCUUCUCAGGCUAGAGUUGAUGCUCACAGGUGCAUUGUCCGUGCACUGAAGGAUCCAAAUACCUUUCUUUUUGACCAUCUUCUUGCCUUAAAACCAGUCAAGUUUUUGGAAGGAGAACUUAUUCAUGAUCUUUUGACUAUUUUUGUCAGUGCUAAGUUAGCAUCUUAUGUCCGAUUUUAUCAAAACAACAAGGACUUCAUUGAUUCUCUUGGCUUAUUACAUGAACAGAAUAUGGCAAAAAUGAGACUGCUCACCUUAAUGGGAAUGGCAGUAGAAAACAAGGAAAUCUCAUUUGACACAAUGCAGCAAGAACUUCAGAUUGGAGCUGAUGAUGUAGAAGCAUUUGUUAUUGACGCUGUAAAGACAAAAAUGGUGAAUUGCAAAAUUGAUCAAACACAGAGAAAAGUUGUGGUCAGUCACAGCACACACCGGACAUUUGGAAAGCAACAAUGGCAACAGCUGUAUGACACACUAAACUCCUGGAAACUGAAUUUGAAUCAAGUGAAAAACAGUCUUCUCAGUUUGUCUGAUACUUGAGUCUUUCACCUAUGAUUUCUCAGAUUGAAGCUUAGCUACAGUAAACCACUUCAAUUUGUUAAGUUUUUAUUUGUUUUCAAAAUAUAUAAUUGGCGACAAAUAAUUUGAACUCCAGUAUACAAAAGCAAUAAAUUUAAACCAAAACAAAUCUCAAUUUGUCCAGCUUUUAUAGUAAUGAAAUGUGUAUCUUCUGGCAUAAGGUAGGGAAGGAGCAGAGAGUCAACAGUAGAGUGAUAUUGCAAACUGAUGGUGUUCUAUGGCCUUUAACAACACUGGUAACUUUUAAGUGAAAAAGUUUAUUCUACAGGGUUUUAAUUUAAAUACAUAAGAACUGUAGGAAAGUAUGCUAUUUUCUUCAUACAGAGCAUCCUUACACUAUAGGAAGAUUUUUCUCAAUAGAUUGUACAAAACAUGGAUUUCCAAAUUACACUUCUGCUGUUUUGGCUGUCAUUGCUUUUUCUGGGUCAACCUCAUACUUUCUCUUUCUUGGCUGACCGUACUUCUCCAAAUACAGAAAUUUUUCGAUGUU
This is a messenger RNA of Sphaerodactylus townsendi, 1734 nucleotides long. RefSeq names its product eukaryotic translation initiation factor 3 subunit M (gene EIF3M). Gene Ontology annotation, molecular function: translation initiation factor activity. The record is from RefSeq and is a predicted model, not a curated record. Gene Ontology annotation, cellular component: cytoplasm; eukaryotic translation initiation factor 3 complex. NCBI's taxonomy places the organism in Eukaryota, Metazoa, Chordata, Lepidosauria, Squamata, Sphaerodactylidae. Gene Ontology annotation, biological process: cytoplasmic translational initiation. The transcript is spliced from 11 exons. The coding region runs from base 81 to 1205 and encodes 374 amino acids.